This is a messenger RNA of Oreochromis aureus, 2399 nucleotides long. RefSeq names its product alpha-N-acetylgalactosaminide alpha-2,6-sialyltransferase 1-like. Bases 29 to 1342 code for a protein of 437 amino acids. The transcript is spliced from 9 exons. Lineage: Eukaryota; Metazoa; Chordata; Actinopteri; Cichliformes; Cichlidae. The record is from RefSeq and is a predicted model, not a curated record. Gene Ontology annotation, molecular function: sialyltransferase activity.
UGAACAGCAACAACUCCACAAACCAGAGAUGGCAGAGUUAAUUUUAAAGUUUUUUUCUUUGCUUUUUCUGUCAUCAUUUCUCUUGAUUAUUUUGAAUUUAUUAGACAAUAGAAUAAAAAGUAUCAGCUGGUCAACCUUCAUAGAUGACAGUGAAUCGGAAGACUUUGUGAUUGAGAGGUACAGGACAUACUGGAAAAGAAAAUUAAAAUCAGGACCUCCACAUCCCGACUUUAGCAGAAGACUUGAAGCAAAAAUAGCCGAUUCAGCAAAAAACAACACAACACAAUACAUUGUAGCUGAGACCCCCAUGGCUCUCCUCUACAAAAAAGACUUCAAGAAGCUUCCUCAGUGGGAUUUUGAAGAUGUUUACAGUGAAGAUACUCAACAUAGACGACCAACAUGUGCCCCGUCUCUACGAAACUCUCAGGAUGAGAAAUUCAAGAAGGCUUUUCUUCCUAACAUACGUUUGUUUCUGCACAAAGACAACAUUAACAUGAGCGAGUGGAAUCGACUUUCACAUUUCAACAAUCCUUUUGGGUUUAUGGACUACAAAUAUGAUGAUGUGAUGGAUUCAGUGAAGCUGAUUCCAAAGCCAAAAGAGCCACUGCUUCUCCCAAAACCAGGUGGUGAUGGCUGUGUGCGCUGUGCUGUGGUGGGUACUGGACGAAUCCUGAACGGCUCAAAGAAGGGGGUGGAGAUUGAUGGCCAUGAUUACGUUUUUCGGAUCAAUGGUGCCGUCAGCAAGGGUUAUGAGGAGGAUUUAGGAAACAAAACAUCGGUGUACGUUCACACAGCCCACUCCAUCACUACAUCACUCAAGAAGUACGGGUAUAAAUCUGCCCCUCAUGAUGAGGGUAUAAAAUAUGUGAUGAUUCCUGAGGGGAUGAGGGAUUUCCAGUGGCUCAAGGGUCUUCUCAGAGGAGAAAAGGUCUCUGCUGGCCCAUACCGCAAUAAGCUGCCAAGGGACUACUAUUCAAGGCAGUACAACGAGAGUCAUUUCUACGUUCUGCACCAGGACUUCCUCCGAUAUGUGCGGAACAGGUUCUUACUGUCACCUAAUUUGAAUAAAACAUUCCAGGCUUUAGUCAGACCAACCAAUGGGGCAUUCACUCUCUUCUUGGCCCUGCACACCUGUGACACAGUGGAUGCAUAUGGAUUUACGACUGACGACUACAUAAAAUACCCUAGCUACUAUGUUGAGAAACACAUGAGCAAAGUCACGUUCUACCGCAACCAUGAUUAUAUUCUGGAGGAGAAUACAUGGAAAGACCUUCAUACCAGGGAAAUAAUGUGGCUGUAUCAAAGAACUGAGUCAAAGAAAGAGAAGGAAAAGCAACACUGACAUGAUCUUAUCAACAGUAAUUAUAUAUAGAGAUUUUUGUUUGUUAGACUUAAAAAUUUUACGUGCACUAAUAGCUAACAUGCAAACUAAACCAUCCAGAGCAAAGCUGAUUUGAUUAAUAUUACUCAUCUCGGGAAGUUACUGUUAUCUUAAAGUCCAUCUCUGUGGGAAAAUUUCCGCAAAAUAAAAUCAAGCAUUUGCCAUAGUGGCAAACACUACACAUGGUUUUACUCAUUAUGAUAUCUGUGUUUUUUUUCUCUCCAAGUCCAUUUGUGGCAUUAUCAAAAGCAAAAGACGACUGAGCAGUCAAGAGGCAAACUAAACCAAAGCUGAUUUGCCCCUGACAAUCACAUUACCUCAACCAUGUUUGACUGUUGAUAUGGUAUUCUUUUUAUGAAAUGCUGUGUUAGUUUUAUGCCAGAUGUAAUGUGAUUCAAACAUUCUUAAAAGUUCUGAUUUUCUCUCGUCAGUCCACAGAAUGUUUUUAUAAAAGUCUUGCGAAUUAUCAAGAUGUUUAUUGGGAAAUGUAAGAUGAAUUUUUGUGUUCUUUUUGGUCAGCAGUGGUUUUCUUGAUUCAGUAGGCAGUAAUCAGGCCUCAGUGUGGUUUGUGAUUUUAAACUCAGGUUUCCAAGGAAAUGUGGUUAAUCACAGUUAAUUCACAAGUUAACAAUCAGGGGCAAUUCCUUUUCACUUUUCACCACAUAGAUUUCAAUGUUUUUAUUUUCCUUUAAUAAAUGUAAAUUAACAACUACUAGAUUUCCUAGGGCUAUCUAUGCCUGACCUUACAUUUUAAUGAUCUGUAGUAAGGGUAACAAAUCUGCAAAAAAACUGUAAUCAGGAAAAAAACAUGGAAUGCAAUGACAGUAAAAUGAAUCUAUUUAUAAAUGUUCAUAAACGUUUUCCAAACAAAAUGUUUACUUUCAACUUCAGAAAAAAUAUAAAUGUUGUAAAGUAAUGAAAUAUAUUCAUGUUAUUUCGGAAUUUUUUGGACAUUGUGCAUGUAACAUUAUGUAUAAAACUACAAUAUGAAAGAAAUAAAGCUGACCUUUGUGUGAUG